Trichobilharzia regenti is the source of this 2445-nucleotide messenger RNA. Lineage: Eukaryota; Metazoa; Platyhelminthes; Trematoda; Strigeidida; Schistosomatidae. The record is from the annotation of a GenBank genome assembly.
AUGGGUCGUAAAAAGAUACUUAUUAAGAAGAUAGCAGACGAAAGAAAUCGUCAGGUUACAUUUACAAAGCGUAAAUUAGGUCUAAUGAAAAAAGCCUAUGAAUUAAGUAUACUGUGUGAUUGUGAAAUAGCUUUAAUAGUAUUUACAAGUUCACAGAAAUUAUUCCAAUAUGCUAGUUCAGAUAUGGAUAAAAUUUUAUUACGGUAUACUGAAUUCAAUGAACCGCAUGAAUCGAAGACAAACAGAGAUAUAGCUGAGUUAAUUAAUCGUAAAGAAGGAAAAUUCUCCUAUCUCUCUGAUGGGGAUGCAGCUAGUGAUAAUAAUGAUCCAUUUUUCUCGAACACAACUGAUCAGUUAAGUGAAGCCGGUGCAUCUGUACACACUGCUGGAGUUAAAACACCAAUUCCUUCAUCUGUUUCAAUGGCACUGGAAUUCUCUGGAUCAAUACCAGAUUUAUCGAAACAUAUUCCUGAUAUCACACAUUCUGUAACACCUGAGAGUAUUACAGAACAACAACAUAUGAAUACAACACGUGCACCAAGUUCUUCAAUGCAUUUCAAUGUGUCCAGUGAACGGGAGACUAAAACAGAAAAUUUAAUCUAUCGUGAACAAGACACUAGUACUGGUGCGGGUGGCGGUGUUAUCAGUGAAUCUCGUGUUAGUGAAUUAUGCCGAGAAAUGAUGUUGGAUGAAGAAACAAGUCAACCAUACGAUUUAAAUCUACGAUCUGGUUCUAGGAAUCAUGUUCCUCAAAUCCAUUUUGAAUCUCAAAACUUUACAACAAAUAAUCGUACUGGAUCUUACUUAAUUGAUCCUAAUAUGAAAUCCAAUGUAUCCAUAGAUCAUUUAGGCUCUUUUCGAUCAGAAAAUAUGCAGACUGUUCGGAGUGAUGUUGUUCAAAACUGCUUUAAUACUCAAUUGUUGUCAGCACCAUCAGACAAUUAUGCUAAUAAUCGUUCCGUGAAUAACGCCCAUCUAAGUCCCGGUUCUUUCUCAGAACCAUCAAGUUAUGCUGUUCAACGAUCUUCAAUAAAUACAACGAAACGUGUGAAAAAACCGGUAUUUGAAGCCUAUGAUGAAUAUUUCUAUUCGAAGACGACAUCCUCACCAAAUAUUGAAUCAAGAUCACGUUCCCCGAAUAUAUCAUUGUUGAAACAAAAUGCUCUUUCUCCUUCUCCUGUUCCUGUCCCUCCUGCUCCUCCAACAACGACAGCUACCUAUUGUGAUUCACGUCGUUUGACACAUUUAUUAAGCGGUAAUCUACCGUCUGGCAAGCAUUUAGACAUCACCCCAUGGGAGAGUAGUAGUAAUCAAACGACAACAGCUAUAACUGAACCAAACAACAACAGAUCCAAUCACCAUCCUCAUUCACAGUUAUUAUACAAUAGUAAUAAUAACAAUAAUAAUAAUUCUUUUAAUUUAUCCUCAGUAUCAUCGUCAUCACCUAGUCGACAAUUAUUAUCUUCGCUACAUGAUCGUGGCAUAUCCUCUUCUUCUUCUUGUCCAGAUUCUAAGCUUAAAACUGGUGAUCUGUACAUAGCUAGUACUACUACUAAUACUGCUACUCCUGCUAAUGAUCCACAGGCCUCAUCUCUAUCCUUACAGAAGAGAAUCAGUCAUUUCCCUGGUAUUCAUGAUUCUACAGGUCCACUUAGUUCCUGUAAGUUACAACAGCAACACCCCCACCACCACCAACAACAACAACAUUCCUCAUCUCUGCUUGAUGAUGAAAUGUGCAUUUCAAAUUUAAGUCCAUUUCAUUUUAUGUCGAAUACAUUGAAUGAUGUCAUCAAUAAUAGUAAUAAUAACAAUAAUAAUUCAACAAUUUCAAGUAGUACUCAAAAUUUGAACAACACAAGCGCCAAUAAUGAUAUGAAUCGUUCCUCUAAAUUUAUUCUCUCUAACAAUAAUACUAAUAAUAGUAGUAAUACUAAUGCUAUAGUUACAACUGGUGUUGGUGGUAUUGGUACCAGUGGAGCAUUGAAUCAGAGACAAUUUAAACCGGAUCAUUUUAUAGAAUCUGUACCUAGUCCAGAAUUACUACUGUUUCUUUCAUCUAACAACAAUAAUAAUAGUAAUAAUAAUAUUAAUAGUUCAAAAACACAUCCAGCAACAGCGCCUAUGACAACAAGAGAUUCAGAUUUAUCGCAUUGUUCCUCUUCUACUUCUAAUUCUAAUAUUUCUUAUGAUUUGCACUCCUAUUCUUCAUCUUCGUUUUCCUCUUCUUCUGGAAAGAUGUGUGUACGCACAAAUAAAUCAAAAAUGCAUUUCUCAGAUUCCUUUACACAAAUCCAAUUCGGUGGGCAAUCAGAUAAUAAUCCUUGUCUUGAUGUCUUAUCAUCAUUUGAGGAUAAACCUGAUGAAUCAAAUUCGACGGCUGCUACAACUAGUAAUUCACCGGUCGACUUUUUAUCUACUCCGCUUAAACGAGUGCGCCAUCUUUAA